AAAAGCUGUAAAACUAAAAAGGCUCAAAAUGAGCCUCGUUGGAGAACCGCCACAUGAAAUCCAUCAGAAGGAGGUGGAGAUCCAGGAGGACGAAGAACCCGUCUCAGAGGGGAAGAGCGACGACGACGUUCGAACGAAAGAGUUUACGCCGAGUCAGACAGAAAAAAGAGCGAUCAGCCCUCUGACUCUGCUCAAAGACGACUUCAACCAGUUGAAAGAAGAAAUAAGGAGAAAGUUCAAAGAAAUAGAGACGAACACAAAAACGAACGAGUUUCAGGAGAAGCAAGUUAGACCUCAAACUCUGCUCAGAGAGGACCUGAAUCAUCUCAAAGAGAACCUCGCCAGCGUUUUCAGAAUUGGCGUUCCAAAAAAACAAGAGAAUACGGACGAAGCUGUGAAGGAGGACAACAACUCCAGGGUCCAACCGUCCAAAGCUGAGAGAGCCGACGAGCCCUUCAGGAGUCUGUUCAGACGGGAACGAGCUCACCCAAAGAGCCAGCAAAGAGCAGAGGAUGUUAAGGAAGUUAAAAAGAGCAACAAAGGCAGAAGUUUCAGAGGUAUUUUAACAAGACAGAGCACAGAGAAGGGCAACGCCACAAAGAACCACGAGAAUAAAUCUAAAAACAUCGAGAUGAAUGUUAUCGACUCUGAGAUAACCGUGAUCACUCAAACACAACACGGUGAGAUGUUCAGAUCAAAAACAGCUGCUCAGAUGUGUGAAACUGACGACUGGAGUGAGGACACUUCCGUUGUGUUAGUAGAUGAUGGACCUUUAGCGAGUCUUUCCUCAGAGACUUUAAACUCUGGAAUCAAUUUAUUCACUCUGGGAAAACAUCUGAGUAAUCAGCCAACGGAAGAUCUGUGGUCACCAAGGAACUUUGCCACCUAUCUGACCCUUGACCCCAACACUGCUAGCCCGGAGCUUCGUUUAAGUGAUGGCAACAGAAAAGCGAUUCGUGACUGGUUGAACCCUUGGCCUUCGGAACACCCGGACCGGUUUGAGGGAUGCCCUCAAGUCCUCUGCAGGGAGGGGCUUCUGGAUUCAGUUUACUGGGAGGUGGAGUGGAGCGGUGGUGCAGACAUUGGCGUCACCUACAACAGCAUCUCCAGAGACAGAGACCCAACGAGCUGCCUGCUGGGACACAACAGGUGGUCCUGGAGUCUGGAGUGCUCUGAGGGAAGGUACACGCCGUGCCACAACAACAAGAGGUUCAGGUCCUCCUCACCUGAGCCCUUCACCCACAGGAUCGGGGUUUUCAUUAACUGGCCUGAAGAAUCGUUGUCCUUCUACUGCAUUUCAAAGGAGGCCAUGGUUCACCUGCACACCUUCAGCUCCAGCUUCACGGAGCCUCUGUACCCGGGGUUCUGGGUGUGGUCCAGUGACGGCUCGGUGUCGCUGUGUCAGGUGGAGUUGGACUGGGAGCGACUGCUGCAGUGAAGCACUCAAAGCACGGAGGGAGGCUUUUAAUUUGUAAUUUAUUCAUGUAA
Molecule: messenger RNA, 1488 nt
Organism: Nematolebias whitei (Rio pearlfish)
Lineage: Eukaryota; Metazoa; Chordata; Actinopteri; Cyprinodontiformes; Rivulidae
Product: E3 ubiquitin-protein ligase TRIM39-like
Exons: 4
Coding region: 29-1438 (469 amino acids)
Molecular function (GO): protein binding
Source: RefSeq, a predicted model, not a curated record